Seriola dumerili (greater amberjack) is the source of this 1821-nucleotide messenger RNA. It is a transcript of the gene sgtb, whose product is annotated as small glutamine rich tetratricopeptide repeat containing beta. The transcript is spliced from 11 exons. The record is from RefSeq and is a predicted model, not a curated record. Gene Ontology annotation, cellular component: membrane; TRC complex. Gene Ontology annotation, molecular function: protein binding; molecular adaptor activity. Lineage: Eukaryota; Metazoa; Chordata; Actinopteri; Carangiformes; Carangidae. Gene Ontology annotation, biological process: post-translational protein targeting to endoplasmic reticulum membrane. Bases 7 to 927 code for a protein of 306 amino acids.
GUAAAAAUGGCGGUGGAGAAACGCUUGGCAUUUUCUAUUGUGCAGUUCCUACGUGAUCAAACACAUUGCGGCGCUUUGAAUUCCGAUGAGCAGGAGAGUCUCGAAGUUGCGAUACAGUGUUUGGAGACCACCUUCAAGAUCAGCUCCAGCGACUGCCAUCUUGCUGUGCCUCAGCCUCUCACAGAGAUAUUCCUCAAUUCCCUGCUCAAGAAUGACAACAUAACCAUACCAGAGACCUCCCCAUCUCCAGAAGACAUCGAGCGAGCAGAGCAGCUCAAGAAUGAAGGGAACAAUCACAUGAAGGAAGAGAACUACAGAUGUGCGGUGGAGUGCUACACAAAGGCCAUUGAUCUGGACCUAAGAAACGCCGUGUACUACUGCAACAGGGCUGCAGCUCACAGUAAACUGGGAAAUUAUACAGAGGCAACCGGUGACUGCGAGAGAGCCAUUGGGAUUGAUCCUACCUACAGUAAAGCUUAUGGACGGAUGGGGUUGGCUUUGACAGCCAUGAAUAAAUAUCCAGAGGCAAUAUCCUACUUUAAGAAAGCUUUGGUAUUAGACCCUGAGAACGACACCUACAAAUCCAACCUGAAGAUUGCAGAGCAGAAGCAGAAAGAAGCAACCAGUCCAAUCGCCGCGGGAUUGGGGUUCGACAUGGCUAGUUUGAUCAACAACCCUGCCUUCAUUAGCAUGGCUGCGAGCGUGAUGCAGAACCAACAAGUGCAACAGCUGAUGUCAGGAAUGAUGUCCAAUGCAGUCGGGGGUCCUGCAGCAGGAGUGGGCGGACUGUCAGACAUUUCCAGCUUGAUUGAAGCGGGACAACAGUUUGCCCAGCAGAUCCAGCAGCAGAACCCAGAGCUGAUCGAGCAGUUAAGGAACCACAUCCGGAGCCGCUCCUUCAGCGGCAGCGCCGAGGAGCACUCAUGAUCCACUCUAGCCUCAUGUUUUUGUUUUUCCUCCCCCCUAAGGAAGGGCAACCAUAUGGCGCAAUUACAAUCUCUACACCCAUUUCUUAAAGUCCCCGGCGGAGCUGGCAUGAAGAGACAAGGAUGGGGGUUGAAGGCACUUUACUGUGACUAAAGGCUCUGGGGUGGAGAAAAUAAGGACCUGGAGACUGGACCAUGAAAUGAAGCAUCCCACACAUUUAGGGCAAAACAUACUGUAAACACCCAAUCAUGAAAAAAAUUAAAAAAAUUAAAAAAAAGAAUAAAAAAGAGAACCGAGAACGCGUUCAGCCUGUAGACGGAACAUGAGUAAAAUCUUUCUUCAGAGCUUCUAGAGAUCGUGUUUUCUAUGUGCUGAAAAUACUGCCCUCUUCAUGUUAUGAGUUGAGGAUCCUUCUGUCUAGUCGUGAUGAAUAGAGGGGCGAGGGAGGAAUGUACUUUUACAGCAUUGCAGGGAACAUUUCAGCUUUUUCUCAUACGACACACACAUACACACACACACACACAUAGGACAUCAGGUUUACCUUGUUUAUAUCGCAUCUUCUUUAAUAUUAUUUUUGUAGACAGAACACGCUCUUACUUGUUCAUUGGGUGAUACAGACCAUUCAGUCCAUCAUCGUGUAGGACUCACAUCACUGCUUUUCAAUGAGUACUACUUAACUUUUGAUUAAGACAACUGUGUAAUUGUAUAGCAGUGUUUGCAGCCUGCAUAAUGUUGUUAUUGCACUUUAGCAAAAAUAACUGCCCCCCCCCCUCCCCCUUUAAGCCUAUUUAAUUGUUCAUGAACUAGUAACAACAUAUUCAGAUGGUUCAUUUUGCAUGCUCUUAAAUCUGGUAUUUGAGAUCAGAUGCUUUACAGAAACAAAUAGGUAUGCUA